Molecule: messenger RNA, 939 nt
Organism: Dermatophagoides farinae (American house dust mite)
Lineage: Eukaryota; Metazoa; Arthropoda; Arachnida; Sarcoptiformes; Pyroglyphidae
Source: RefSeq, a predicted model, not a curated record
UCGAUUAGAUCAUUAUUAUUUGUCAAUGUUUUUGUUGUUUUCAUCAUCUGGAUUGAUGGCAAAAUUUCUACACGAAUGGAUUUCUGUUGGGAAAAGAUACGUGUGACAAAAUUUUUUCAUUUUCAUGAUCAAAUAUUUUUCACUACAAAUAGUUUACAUUUUUAUGAUAAUUUUCGUUUAUUCAAUAUAACGAAUGGACGUUUAUCAGCAGAAUUUCAGAUACCUAAUUUUGGUUCAACAACAAAUGAUGAUAAUAAUCAACAACAAUUAAGAAUAUUAUGGGCAUUUACCUUUGAUUCAUCCAUUGAUGAUUAUUGCCUUCUCAAUGGUGGUAAUGAUGGUGGUCGUCUUAGCAAUUCUAAUGGAUCAUCAUCAUCAUCAUCAUCAGCAGCAAAUAAGAAAUAUUCGUAUUGUGUUCGAAUACGAAAAUUAUCCAAUACAAUCGUUGCUCAAUUAUCGGACAUGAAUGUUAUCUAUUUAUCAUAUCGAAAUGGGCAUCUUAUCGAAUUGAAUGAUGAUGAUGAUGAACCAUUUUUUGAAUUUGAAUCAUUGGUAAAACAUCUCAAUACAUUUGGUUCAAUCAGUUCGAUUACAUUUGAUAAUCAUAAUGGCAAUUAUUAUUAUAGUACACAUUCUAUUCGAUUAAAUCAGAUUUGUAUGACACGAAUUCAACAAGAUAAUGUUUUAUCGAUAAAGAAUAUGGCCAUACCAUUGUUGAAGAAUUUAUUCCGUAAUAAUCCAUAUCGAACCAAUUGUUUACGUUCACAUCGUUCAUAUAAUUCGUUAUUGAGUUACAAUGGUAAAAUCUAUGCUAUCGUGUUAGGAUUCGAUUCAUCAUCAAUACAUGGCUAUAUCGAUCAUAUUUAUCUGAAUCGUACGAAUCGAACGUUUGAAUUUAAAUUAAUAGAAACGAAUCUGGUAUUGAUUUACGAUGGUUAA